Cavenderia fasciculata is the source of this 114-nucleotide messenger RNA. RefSeq lists its product as uncharacterized. The coding region runs from base 1 to 114 and encodes 37 amino acids. The record is from RefSeq and is a predicted model, not a curated record. The transcript has a single exon. Lineage: Eukaryota; Evosea; Eumycetozoa; Acytosteliales; Cavenderiaceae.
AUGAAAACAAAAAGUAGUAGCAGGAUGAAAGAGGAACAAGUGAUUCAAAAACGGCAAGAAGAAAAAGAAGUAGAAGAAGAAGAAGGAAGGCAAGAAGAUAUGAAUCAAGGAUAG